Molecule: messenger RNA, 2295 nt
Organism: Rubroshorea leprosula
Lineage: Eukaryota; Viridiplantae; Streptophyta; Magnoliopsida; Malvales; Dipterocarpaceae
Source: the annotation of a GenBank genome assembly
GGCUGCAGAAUUUGAUUCUGUUCUUCAAUUUGGAGCGAGAAUGUGCGGGAUAUUUGCGUACUUGAAUUUCAACGUCGGACGGGAGAGGAGAUACAUUCUGCAGGUCCUCUUCAACGGUCUCCGCCGUCUCGAGUACAGAGGCUAUGAUUCCGCCGGGAUUUGCAUCGACGAUUCUUUUUCUCGUGAUCCAAACACCCCUCAGUCCUCUCAUUCUCCCUCUCCUCCUCCUCCCCUCGUGUUUCGCCAGGAGGGGAACAUCGAGUCACUCGUCAAAUCGGUCUACCAAGAGGUAGCUGAGAUAGAUUUAAAUUUGGAGGAGUCGUUUUCUGUCCAUGCUGGAAUAGCACAUACCAGAUGGGCUACUCAUGGGGAACCGGCUCCAAGGAAUAGCCAUCCUCAGACAUCCGGUCCUGGCAAUGAGUUCUUGGUGGUUCACAAUGGAGUUAUUACUAAUUAUGAGGAGAUCAGACUGUCACAUUUAGCCAGGUUGUUCUUGAAGUUAUGAGACACCUUGAGGGAGCAUAUGCCCUCAUUUUCAAAAGCCAACAUUACCCAAAUGAGUUGAUUGCAUGCAAACGUGGAAGUCCAUUGCUCUUAGGUGUCAAAGAAUUAAAUGAAGAUAUAUGCAACGGAUCAGCCUUUUCUGAUUCUAAAUUUGUCUCAAAGGAUGGGGCUCCUAAAGAACUUUUUCUAUCUAGUGAUGCCAAUGCUCUUAUUGAGCACACAAAGAAAGUCUUAGUCAUUGAGGAUGGUGAAGUGGUUCAUCUUAAGGAUGGAGGUGUCUCAAUCUUAAAGUUUGAAAAUGACAAGGGCAGGCGUGGAAGUGGUCUUUCUAGACCUGCCUCAGUGCAACGUGCAUUAUCUGUUCUCGAAAUGGAGGUCGAGCAAAUAAAUAAAGGAAAAUAUGAGCAUUACAUGCAGAAAGAAAUUCAUGAACAGCCAGAAUCUCUAACAACCACAAUGAGAGGGAGGCUUAUAUGUGGAGGUUCCUGCAAAUCUCAGACUGUUCUUCUAGGUGGACUAAAGGAUCACCUUAAAACGAUUAGGAGAAGUCGGCGGAUUGUUUUCAUUGGAUGUGGCACCAGUUAUAAUGCUGCUCUAGCUGCAAGACCCAUCUUGGAGGAACUUUCUGGUGUCCCUGUUACUAUGGAAAUUGCUAGUGAUCUAUUAGACCGGCAGGGUCCUAUUUAUAGGGAGGAUACAACAGUUUUUGUGAGUCAAUCUGGUGAAACAGCAGACACUUUGCGUGCUCUCGAGUAUGCUUUAGAAAAUGGUGCAUUAUGUGUUGGCAUAACAAAUACUGUUGGUAGUGCAAUAGCCCGGCAUACACACUGUGGCGUUCAUAUAAAUGCUGGUUGCGAGAUUGGUGUUGCAAGUACCAAGGCAUACACAAGUCAAAUAGUAGUGAUGGCCAUGUUAGCUUUAGCAAUUGGAGCUGACACAAUUUCUAACCAAGCAAGAAGAGAGGCUAUAAUAGAUGGCCUAUUUGACCUGCCAAGUAAAGUUAGAGAAGCACUGAAACUUGACCAGGAAAUGAAGGAGCUUGCAAAACUAUUGAUGAAUGAGCAAUCACUUCUUGUGUUUGGGAGGGGAUACAACUAUGCAACAGCUCUGGAGGGUGCUUUAAAAGUGAAGGAAGUGGCUCUUAUGCAUAGUGAAGGAAUACUUGCUGGAGAAAUGAAACAUGGUCCCUUGGCUUUAGUUGAUGAAACUCUUCCAAUUUUUGUUAUUGCUACUCAUGAUGCCUGCUUCAGCAAGCAGCAGUCAGUCAUUCAUCAACUUCAUGCUCGCAAAGGUCGCUUGAUAGUCAUGUGUUCAAAGGGAGAUGCUGCUUCUGUGUGUCCUGGGGAAUCUUGUAGAGUAAUUGAAGUUCCUCACGUUGAGGAUUGUCUUCAACCUGUGGUUAAUAUAGUUCCAUUGCAGUUACUGGCAUAUCAUCUCACGGUUCUUAGGGGUUACAAUGUUGAUCAGCCUCGGAAUCUUGCAAAGAGUGUGACAACAGAGUAAUGGGUUUCUACUGGCAAAUCUCAUGUUGCUAAUUUUGUUUCUACUCACCCUCUUUUCCUCCAAUGAAGCACCCCUUGCAUCCACCGAGAUAGUUUCCCUCACUCACGUCCAUAUUUUUUUUCUUUAUUCGUUACAGUACACUAUGUCCAGUAUGUAUUGUAAAUUGAUAGUAUAGAAACCAAUCGAACUCAUGGCGUCUUCUCUUUGUUAACUUUUGAAUCUUUUUAAAGAUAAAUUAGACGUCUAAAAGGUCCAUUUUUUGCUGCUGAAAAAAUGCGAUGACAGCUC